Messenger RNA from Ectocarpus sp. CCAP 1310/34, 1580 nucleotides. The record is from the annotation of a GenBank genome assembly. NCBI's taxonomy places the organism in Eukaryota, Phaeophyceae, Ectocarpales, Ectocarpaceae.
CGUAGAUCCCCACAGAAAGCGGCGGUGUUAUUUGUUAGACAAGCUGUUGCCAUCAUCAUGGGGCAAGCGCUAGGGAAUGCGCUCGCCUUUUGCAGGCCAAGGCCACAUGAUCAUGAGCCCUGCUACGACCUCGCACACACCAGCAUCAGCACACCACCCGCCGCUGCUGGUGAUUCAACCAACAACGCCACAACGGCUAUGGCUGCUUCGGGUGCUGGUGUGUCGGGAAGCUUCGUCCAUCAACGGCAGCCGAGAGUCGCGGAGGACGCUGAACAGCAGGAGUGUUACGGUUGCUCGGUGGCGUUCGAUGUGCUCGUCAGACGGCAUCACUGCCGUCGUUGUUGCAACAUCUACUGCCAGCGUUGUUCCAGCCAGAGCGACAGGCUUCUCCUGUUCGGGCAGCCGAAGGCAGUCCGCCUGUGCGACGGUUGCGCCCGAGAAGCUGCGGCAGAGGCCUUCGGCCUGCUUCUGGUGGCAGCACGGGCGCCGCGGCGGCGACCUGUGCACCUCCGAGUAACGCGAGAUCUGUCUACGCUGGAAGAGUUGGACGACGAAGAGGAGGAGGCGGGGGUCUCGAGAGGUGGUGGCAUAGCAGAAGGGGGCCCCGCGGAUAGGAAGUCGAGGAGGGGUACCGCCCGUCGCCACCUCCUGGCCGAGGUGGAGUCGGUCGAGCCGGCCCCCGAAAGGUCGGCGUGGGAUGUAACGGGGUGGCUGGGCAAGGCGGAGGAGGGACCGGCGGCGGCGGGGGCGGCCGCGGCGCUGGUGAUAAGGCUGAGAGGAAACGAGCAGGCCCGCAGCGCGGCCGAGCGAGACCGCUGGGUUUCCGCUCUUGGGGAGGCGGUCCGCCGGCUCCGCGCACCCUGCCUGGAACACGAGGUCGAGGAGGAACGCUUGCGCCGGAGAGAGGAGGCCGAUACCGCGGCAAGACGCCUCCGGAACGCCCGGAAGAGGCAAGAGAACGAAGGGUUUCGGGCCAGGAUGGCCGAGAAGUACGGACUGGAUAUUGAGAAGUACACCUCCUCUUCCCGCUCCGGCGGCGGCGGUGGUGCUGGCGGUAUCGAUGGCGGCGGUGGUGCUUCUGCCAUCGCCGGGAGAAUACGGCCGUCGGCACCGCAGCAGCUGCAACAGCGGCAGAAAUCGCGGCCGGCAGGGAGCGACGGCGGUAGGAGGGGUUUUGUGGGGAUUGAAGGCGGCGGCGGCGACGGCGGCGGCGGUGGGGUAGGCAGGGUGAUUGGAGAGGUUGCGAGAUUUCAGGCGUUGGCAGGAUUGGUUCAAUAGAUGCUGAAGAGUGUGGUGCGUUUUCGCCCAAAGUGUGGGUUGGUUUGUGCUGUGGCGGGAUAUUUAGCUUGAUGUUCUGUACAUUCUGAUUCGGUAACAAAUGAUCCCCUGUGAAAUAAGACCACCCGCACCUGAUUCUUGAAACAAGGGUUUUUCGUGUCUACGGGAUCGCUGGAAUUGUUGCUUGUGUGUUUAAUCUCUCUGUCUUGUCAAUCAAGUUUCUCUCGAUUGUUUACGACGUUUGUUUUUCGUCUCAAAUCGCUGUUGUUGGAGCCGGCUUAAGCCCGCGAAAAUAGAUACAC